AUGCGACCGUUGCAAGCAAGGCCGUCCGCGGACCGGUCCGCGCGGAGGCUUCCGCUUACGCUGGCGGAGGCGGCGCCCUCUGCCCUCCGGCCUCUCAUUCUAGCAGCAGCGCUGGUGGCAGCAUCAGCAGCAGCACUGCUGGGGUGGAGCCCCCUUCGUCCCAUCGCCUCUCUCCCUCCGCCUGCUUAUGCCGCUGCUGUUCAGGUAUGGUGUGGUGGUGGUGGUGGUGGUGGUGGUGGUGGUGGUGGUGGUGGUGGUGGUGGUGGUGGUGGUGGUGGUGGUGGUGGUGGUGGUGGUGAUGCUGCUGCUGCUACUGCUACUGCUGCUGCUGCUGCUGUUCAAAUCCCCCUGGCCGUGCAAGAGGCCAAGCCCCUGGGACGCCUGUCCAAGCGUGCUCGCCUGCUGUACUGGUUGGACAACCUGUUUGCCACGGAGCCCAACAGCAAGGUGGGCCCUCUCGCCGCUGGCGAUCUGCAUGCUGCUGACUGCAGUGGGCAGGGUGCUCUACAAGGCAGCAGCAGUGUGAUGCGAUGUGGUGUGGCCCUCACGCUGCUGGCGAUCUGCAUGCUCUUAACAGCAGUGGGCGGGGUGCUGUAUAAGGCAGCUGCCGUGGCGUCCAAUGACGACCUGCCACUUGGCGAGUCCGUGCCUCGGGUCCGAAGCGUGUGUGGUGGUGAGUGCAGUGGUGUCGGUGGGAGGGAUGCUCCUCUUUGCUUGCUGGUGGGUCUGGCAUUCUGGUUCCCUCCCUCUCCUCCCCUUUCCCCUCUUCUACAGGCCUCGGGUCCGAAGCGUGUGGUGAGCGCGGUUGUGUCGGUGGGGGGAAUGCUCUUCUUUGCGUUGCUGGUGGGUCUGGCAACGGACCUGGUGGCGAGCAAGGUGGAUCAGCUGGAGCAGGGCAACGGGGCGGUCAUAGAGAGCAACCACACGCUUGUGCUGGACCCCCAAAAGCAUUCCCUUGUGAAAGCGCUGGUGGAAGCAGGGGAGCGGCCGCUGGACCCCCAAGACCAUUCCCCUGGUGAAGGCUCUGGUGGAAGCGGGGGAGCGGCCAUCGGUGGUGGUUCUGGCAGAGAGGUAGAGUCGACUCAAGAGCCACCUCUGUUCUUCUCUGCUCCGCUCUUAGUUCACACUUGUUUUUUCCUCCCCCCGUCAGGUUGGACCCCCAAGACCAUUCCCCUGGUGAAGGCUUUGGUGGAAGCGGGGGAGCGUUUGAAUGACCUCUGUUUCCUCCUGAUACCCCAAUCCCGAACCUCACUCCCUUUCCCGCUUUCAGGCUGGACCCCCAAGACCAUUCCCCUGGUGAAGGCUCUGGUGGAAGCGGGGGAGCGGCCGUCAGUGGUUGUUCUGGCAGAGAGGGAGAGUCUGGAGAUGGAUGGAGAAUUGCUGGAUGCUGUACCGGUGAGUGAGACGCGGCGUGGUGACCCGCUGAAAGCAGCCGGCCUCAAUCAGCCACUUCUCCGCCUCCCAGGCAUUCUCCCUACUUCCCCUUGCCCAUCCCUCCCCACCUCCUCUCACCAGGUGAUGACUCGUCGCGGUGACCCCCUGAAGGCAGCUGAUCUCAACCGCUGCUCCGCCUCCAAGGCAGCGUCCAUCGUCAUCCUCUCGCCCCAGCUGGCCUCUCGCCAGCAGGCGGACGCUCAGGUGAAAGCAACAGAUGCUCAGGUGCUGCAAACAGCCAUGGCACUAGCGGUACUUCCUGAAAUCCAGGGUGACGUGGUUGCUGAGCUGGCAUGCCCCGAGAACACGAUGCUGCUGGGGAAGCUGCAUGCGAGCCUGAUGAAGCGAUUGGAUAAGGCCAGGCAGCAGCACAUGCAGGGGACAUCAUCUGAGGCUGCUCGUGUGGUCACCCAUGCGGGAUCAGCAGCCACUGCCAUCACCACUGCACCAUCUCCCUCCGAUGCUGCUACCACUACUGCCACAACAACCCCCUCCUCUUCCAUCCCCACCACCACUGAAAGCACCGCAGCUCCUGCUGUCCCUGCCACUACCAGCCACGCUUCGCCGGCCGGCCAAGCGAGGGCUGCCUCGUUUGGUUCGUCCUCUUCUGCAGGGCAGAGGCGGCGCAAGCUGGUGCCUGUGGAGACGGGCGGCAUGGCCCUGAGAGGGCUGGUGGACCUGGCGCUACAGCCGGCCAGCCAUGCUGUGACGGCUGAGCUUCUGAGGUUUCAAGGAGCGGAAUUCCAAUUCAAGGAAUGGAAGGAGCUUGAGGGUCGCACCUUCGCAGAGGCAGUGUUUAUGUUUGAAGAUGCCGUGCCGUGUGGCGUGCAGCAGAUGGUGGGCACGGAGGAUGAGAGGACUCUGAUCAACCCGUCCGGUGACACUGUGAUUGAGCCCGGGGACCGUCUGCUGGUCAUUGCUGAGUCAGCAGACAGCUACGCGCCACGUAAGCCGACCGCUGAGUCAGCAAAGGAGCGCGAGCUGGCGGAGAAGCGGCUGGCUUCCUUCGCGACGCCGUGGCACUACGACAGCCUGCCACGUGGCAACGUGAGGCGCCGCCACAACGUGCUGAUUGCGGGCGAGUGGAGGGAUGACGUGGCAGAGGCUCUCCUGCUGCUCGGUUCCAAGCUGGCUCCCCACCACGGGCAUCUUGGAUCAAUGGCCGAUCUGGAAAGGGUUCCUCUAGAAGCCUUCGAUACUGUUAUCGUGCUCGCCCCUCGCUCGCACCAAGCCUCACCCACCGACCAGCCGCAGACGCGUGACGACGAGGGGGGGGCGGAGCGAGGGGAGGGUGCUAGUGGUGGGGGUGGGGAGGGGGGAGAGGGGGUGCUCAUGCCGUCUGCUUCUGUAACAGCUAUGAUGAUUCGGACGAUUCAGAGGGAGCGGGGGCAGGCAGGGGCGACGGUGCUUGCAGAGAGUGAUUUUGCGGUGGAGGGGAGGGGAGAGGGAGGGGAGGAGGGCGGGGGAGAGGGGGAGGGGAAAGGGGUGGGAGGGGUGGCGGCAGCGGCGGCGGCAGUGGAGGGGGAUAUCGGGAAGGAGGUGCAGGGGAGGUGGUUGACGGAUAGUAUUGAUACGAAUGCGGUACAUGCGAGGAUUCUGGCUCAAACUGCCAUGGACCCAGAUGUCGGUGGCGUAUUGGACGAGAUCGUGAGCGGGGCGGGUUCGUCGCUCUCACUGGAGGAUGCCACUUCUUUCCUCGUGGACGGCGAAGCCCUCUCCUUCUUCGACCUGCAGGUGGGCUGCUGCCUUGCACCCUCACUCUGA
Closterium sp. Naga37s-1 is the source of this 3198-nucleotide messenger RNA. The record is from the annotation of a GenBank genome assembly. Lineage: Eukaryota; Viridiplantae; Streptophyta; Zygnematophyceae; Desmidiales; Closteriaceae.